Lathyrus sativus (Indian pea) is the source of this 318-nucleotide messenger RNA. The record is from the annotation of a GenBank genome assembly. NCBI's taxonomy places the organism in Eukaryota, Viridiplantae, Streptophyta, Magnoliopsida, Fabales, Fabaceae.
AUGGCUGUUAAGAAAUUCUCUAACAAACUUCCUCAACAUGCAGUGUUGAAGCAAAUCCUCAAAAGAUGUUCAAGCUUAGGCAAGAAAAACGACUAUGACGAUAACGAAUACCCCAUUGAUGUACCAAAAGGUCAUUUCCCUGUCUACGUUGGUGAAAACCGAAGCAGAUACAUUGUUCCAAUCUCUUUCUUAACUCACCCUGAGUUUCAAUCUCUUCUUCGUCAAGCUGAAGAAGAAUUUGGAUUCGACCAUGAUAUGGGUCUUACCAUUCCUUGUCAAGAAGUUGUUUUUCAGUCUCUGACAUCCAUGAUACGAUGA